Molecule: messenger RNA, 5026 nt
Organism: Micropterus dolomieu (smallmouth bass)
Lineage: Eukaryota; Metazoa; Chordata; Actinopteri; Centrarchiformes; Centrarchidae
Exons: 2
Coding region: 202-2337 (711 amino acids)
Source: RefSeq, a predicted model, not a curated record
UAAAUUCUACAUUCAGUUUUCACUCUUGACAAGGGACUUCCAGACCACAGUCAGAAACCAUAGCGAGGUAGACAGUAGUGAAAACAUUAAGCAAGAUACAAUUUCCAAGAAAAUUACUUACUCUACACAUUACUAAACACUUUACAGUAAGUUUCAAAUAAACGGAAGAAAAGCAGAGCUUUGUGAACAGAACAUACCAAAAUGGACCAAACCGGUUUCCAGAUGGACAACACUAUCACACCUCUUCUGCCCAUCCUAAUAAAACAUUUCGCAAGAAUAUCUACAGCACAGCGGAACAUGUUAGCUGAAGGGACUUUGGACUCAGCCACACAAGCUACAGUGGCUGAUGGGAUACUCUCUGUGGACAUCUUGACAAAUAUGACAGUGUUUCAGGAGCACAUGCAAAAGAGUGCAUCUCAGGCUGCUGUGAGUACAGUUUUGGAGAACUUCAACACUCAAUUCAGAGACUCCCUCCCUGGUAGCAUUGCUUGUGCUUUUCAAGUCCCACAAGACAAAUGUGAGAUUGCAGAAAAUAUGUAUGCUCCACACAACAGCUCUGAAUCUCCAGAAGAGAUUAUGGAAAUAGAGGAACCAGAGAGAUGUGAACUGCCUCGGAGCGUAAAAUCCGAGAUCUCCAUCCCCUCAGUGAUUGAAGCUGUGACUGACAUCCUUGCCAAAUGGUCCAGUAAGACACGAGACCUUACAGAAGAGGCUGAAAAUGCUGUCCUUUCUCCCAGAACCUCUCUGGAAGCUCAUAAUGUAGCAUCUGACAUUGUCAAAACUGUAUUAGAUGACCUGCAUUCUCAGGACUUGGGAGAUGUAGCUAGCAGCAGUGACAAAAGAUGCUCACCAAGACCUCAUUUUAAUAUAGGGUUAAUAUUUGAUAAAGUGAGAGACUUUCUUGUCUCACAGGCCGCACCUUCACAAGGUAUCGCCAGUGCCGACCAAGCAGUUUGCAAACGCAGCUUUUUCAAGUUUGCUAAAAAAAAGUUUGUCAAAAUGAUGAACGAGCUGAAGACAAAACACGCAGACUUCCUUGUGAGACCCAACUCAGAUUCCUGUCAGCCUAAACCCAUGGAAGAGGAUGACUUUGAAGAAGCUAUUGAUGGCAUUUUACCAGGAACUGUUCCUUAUUCUCCAAGGCCCAGACGUGCAUCUAGUGAUCCAACCAGCAACUCCACAUUGAUCAGCAUGAGAGAGCAGCAGUUUUCUCAACUAGAUUUUGAGAACAUCAAAAAAGAUGUUGACAGCUUGUUUAAUAAAUUCAACCUUCCAGAGAACGCUGCAGCAAAAUCCAACAAAGCGCUGGAAGACAUCAAAUCCACGGGCGUGAUCAGGAAGUUUUCAAAGGAGCUGACUGACAAAAUAUACGGUAAUCUGAUGGCUCGCCAGACAUAUAAGAUUCCCACGGUCCAAAGGGUGAGAAGCGCCUCUGCCCCUGUCAGGACGAAGGCAUAUACCGCCACAGAGGACGCAGUGCAAAAGUUCUUGCAGCAGCUGCUGCUCUGGAUGGAGAUCAGCGAUGAAGUGGCAGGUGCCUUAACUGACAUCGAAGACCUAAUCACAACAGUGCUGAUUCCACCACCAGAAAAUGCCACUAUCAGGCUGGAGUGCCCUGAAGCCAGCAACAGGCAGACUUCAAGAAUAUCAUCUAUUAAUGAUGAUGAAGUUUCUGCAUCCGUCUGCAUGGAUUUUGAUGGUGAGAACUUGAAUGUCAGGGUUCAUGUUGACAGUCAGCAAUUGCGCAAAUGCAAUGUCGAGGUGACUUCAGGAGCUCCUGAAGAAGUAACCUCUGAACCCAGAGCAAUCAAUUACUCCUGUACUCCAGUGCCUGAAGGUGGGGAUCUGUCCGCAGCGUCAAAUGAUUCCUCUUCUUCCACAUCAGAGCAGAUGACCAGCAAAUUCAUCACUGACCUGCUCAUGAGGCUUGUCACAAAGGCCCCUUUGAAAACCAAAAGGUCCAUGCAGAUGGCAGACAUCAACGCCAUCAUCAAGCGUCUGUCAGACAAGGUAGUGGAUGAGAUCAAAUUCAUUGGCCCUGUUAGAAAAACCAAGAACUCCAUGACAAAAGUCAACAAAGCCAUGAUUAAAGACCUUGACCGGGAGUUUGGCUCUCCGAGAAAGAUACUGGAGGCUGCAAUGGCAUCAAACCAUACAUCUUUUGAUGAUGCUGUUGUGAAGUAUCUGAAAAUCCAUAUAAAUGCCCUCUUCAAUUCACCCCCAAAGUCCGCAGUUUCCAGGUUCUUUUCAGCAUUGGGAAAAGCUGCAAGCACGACCUUCGCGUGGUGCAUCAUGUGUUGUGGUCCAGUAGCUUACAGCUCAGCUGUCUCACACUGACCUGAACCUUUCUCACAGCGGCCAUUUUGACGUACAGUAGCAGUUCUGUUCUGUUUCUGAUGGCAGAUGGCGCCUUAGCCUCUGCCUCAUAGUGUGAAUGGGCUAAAUGUGAUGUAGUGUAAAAGUGCUUUUAGUGGUCGUAAAGACUAGAAAGGCACUAUACAAGUACAGAUCAUUUACCAUUUACACUUGGGUCAAAAUGUCCGCUGUGAGAAACGCUCAGUGCCGCACUGCAGCUCAGUGUUUAACACUGUGGCCUUACAGCAAAGAUCUGGGUUGGACUCCCUGCCUUGAGCUUUGCUGUAUGGAGUUUCUAUACUCCCCGUGUUGGCAUGGGUUUUCUCUGGUUGCUCCGGUUUCCCCCCCUAUUUAAAAUUUUUAAAAAUCAUAAAAUCAAUAAAUUAAAAAAAACCUAAAAUAGUGUUUGAUUUUGGUUGUUUUUUUCUCUGCUCUCAGAUUGGUUGAAUCUGACAGUAUUUUUUGCAUUGAGUGCACGUGUCAUUUUCAGCUCAAUACAACAAAUUGAGCUUCACAAUGGAACAAUGGUUUUUCUCAAACGUUUUCAUUUCAAGGACCCCUAAACUGCCACAAAUUAGACCACAGAUCCCCAUUUGAUAAGAUUUUUUCCCAGCAUCCCCCAUCUGAAAGGAUUUUCAAUGUUUUAUUACAGAAAUUGUAUGAAUCCCAAAUAGUCAAAUAUUCUUUCAUUGUGUUUCAUGGAAUUAUAGUGAAAAUAAAUAUAACUAUCGUCAGUCUCAUCUAUUGUCACGACUACAAUAAGGCCCAUGAAAGCGGCUUGGCUGUCUCUUUAGAUAAAACGUUUUUAUUCUUCCAAUGCAACUAAAUGCAAUCAGAGUCCGAAGAUGUUCUCACUUACACAUGAAACACAAAUUGAUGUGUUACUAUCCCAACGUUUUGAACAUGCAGCAUUAUUUAACUAAUCUCUUCUCCCUUACAGGACGUGGUGACGCAACUCAGACAGCUGCAGGACGAUCUGCUGAGGUUAAAGAAAUAAAAUAAAAAGGAUGAACAACCUGCUACGGCAGUUGACACUUUGCCCAACUUUGCUCUGGAGUCUCAAAUAGCCAGUGUUUUAUUCCAGCUAGCCUCAAAAAAUUACCAGACACAAGAGGCAGGACAGACAUUUUUUGGGGAUGCCUGUCUGGCGACCACCUGUGUGCCCAAGGACUGUUAUUCAGGUAGGAACUACAAACACAAAACAGAUGGCUCUAUGAUAAUAGCUGACAUUGGUUUACUGUCUAUUAUUUUUUAUACAUAAAAUAUCCUAAACUCUCUGUUUCAUUCUCUUUCCUCAGGUACACUCCCCUCUGGUCCUGGAAGCUGCUGGGCCUUUGAAAGUGGGUGUGGACAUUUAGUCAUCGCCCUGUCCCACCCAAUCGCCGAAAAAAGGUGUCUUCAACUUUGUGAAGCAAGUCAAGUCAAGAGCAACUUGGGCCAUCCUGACUACUCGUGUCUGUACUUCUUCAGGGUCCAUGGGAAGCUGGCAGGCUGAAGACUGAAAUAAAGGAGAAGAUCAACAUGUGGGUGCAGAGCAGAGGAUAAGUAGAUAUAGAGAGGUGAGUUUUUGUGAAGGGGAAUCAGACUCCACACAUCUAAAAUAUUAACAAAUGUGUGCAUUUUCAUGGGUGGGAAACCAGUAAGCCAGGACUGGUGUUCAGUUCUGGUUCUCUCUCCGUGUUUGCGUGGGUUUACUCCGGGUGCUCCAGUUUCAUCUCACACUGCAAAGACAUGCAGAUUAGGUUAAUUGAAUGUAUGCAUUAUUAAAACAAUAUAGACUUUUUUUUUAUUUACUACAUGUUUUUAAUAAUGUUUAUGCUUGUUUUGUUAUUUAUUUGAAAUCCUUAAUAUAUAUAAAACAUAAUAUCAUUCCUCCAUCUUACAAAAAUCACACCCAGGUGAAAAAGAAAUAUACUUAAGUUCGUACGUUGAAGAGGACUUGCACAGCACACGCUGUGGUAUUUAGAAACUGUUAUGGUGUGGACAGAGUGGACCAAAAAGCAACGCUCAGGAUGAAAAGUUUUUAUUUAGGGAAAAAGGGGUUGAGGGAGUGGAGGUGAGGGAGAGGUGGAUGCCGGGGAAACACGGGCACGGGGAACCGAGGCUACUUAGACAAGGGAGCCGGGAGCCACUGGGGACCGAGGAAGAGAGGAGGCACGGGAGAAGUGACCGGGAGGGUUGGUGGAGGAGUGUGGUGGCAGGCUGACUGGCUAAGCACGGGGAGGAGCCAGGAGGAGGUCCGAGGGGAGAGGGCAGGGUGGCGAGCCCAGUUGACUUGACAGAGGACGAGGGUGAGUGAACCUGGGGGAAGGCAGACAGACAGGGUUAGACACAGGGACAAACCAAGAGUAGGGAAACGGAAAUGAAGGGGGGAAAAAAGGCUUGAGGCAAACGGUGACACCAGGUCUGGAGCAACAACGAUCAAGCAGCGAUUGACUGGAGAACCGGGGUUGAAGUACUGUCAGAGAUGAGGCUGAUUGCUGGCAGGUGUGGCAGGCAGAGGAGGUGGCCGAUGAGGUGCAGGUGCGGACUGUCAACUGGCUCAGGAGCAGAGAGAGAGGGAGAGCACACACAGGGGGAAAGGAGGAGACACUAACAAGCAGGCCAAAACACCAGGGGAAAACAUUAUUUUGUUUAAUUUUACAAGCAAAAUUAACCUCUAAUUAACUAA